GCACUGCUGGGCUGCACUGAUGGGCACUGGUGGGUGGCACUGGUGGGCACAGGUAGGUGGCACUUCUGGGCACAGGUGGUGACACUGCUGGGUGGCACAGGUGGGCGCACUGCUGGGCACAGGUGGGUGCAUUGCUGGGCACAGGUGGGCGCACUGCUGGGCACAGGUGGGCGGAACUUGUGUGUGGCACUGCUGGGCACCGAUCAUCAGGGCACUGGUGAUCAGUGACCCUGAUGAUCGGUGCCGAUCCCCGCUCUGACAACUGCCAGUUUUCGGCAGUACUUUCCUCACGAUCUGACAGCGUGAGGAAAGUGCAGCCGAGAACCGGCAUUUGCAU
Molecule: messenger RNA, 337 nt
Organism: Staurois parvus
Lineage: Eukaryota; Metazoa; Chordata; Amphibia; Anura; Ranidae
Source: the annotation of a GenBank genome assembly